AUGGCAGCAGUCGCAGCGGCGGCGGCCGCGGCGGCUGGAGCCAGAGAAGGAGGCGGAGGCAGCCGCGGCUGCGAGGGGAGGGGGAGUCCCGUCUGACUGAGACGGCAGGCCUGGGCGGGCGGGGGUGCCGCGCAGGGCGGAGCGCCGGGCUGGGGAUGAGCUAAGCGGGUUUAGAGCGCCGCGGCAUUCAGCCCCUGGUGUCCCGCCGCCGUCUGGAAGGGACUGGGCACCGCUCUCCAAGCUCGACCCGCUGCUCGCGCUGGAGCCAGCGGUGAGUACAGUUUUUCUCAAACUCUGUGGCUUGCAGAAUUCACAAACUGAGAUCUGGCAUCAUUUUCAAAGAAAGACCUUCAGUGAUGUAUGUAACCUUCUGUAAUGGAAGAUGAUUGAAGAUAAGGGGCCUCGUGUUGCUGACUACUUUGUUGUAGCAGGAUUAACUGAUGUUUCAAAGCCUCUUGAAGAAGAAAUUCAGUUCAAUGAUGCCUGUCAUAAAGUAGCUAAACCAAAAGAACCUAUCACAGAUGUUUCAGUGAUUAUUAAAUCUCUUGGGGAGGAGGUGCCACGGGAUUAUAUAUGUAUUGAUGUUACCCCAACUGGAUUGUCAGCUGAUCUCAAUAAUGGAAGUCUUGUGGGGCCACAGAUUUACCUUUGCUACAGAAGAGGAAGAGAUAAGCCUCCACUUACAGAUCUAGGGGUUUUGUAUGACUGGAAAGAAAGAUUGAAACAGGGAUGUGAAAUUAUUCAGACUACUCCCUAUGGACGCCCUGCAAAUAUUAGUGGCAGUACCUCAUCACAAAAAAUUUAUAUCACUUUCCGAAGAGCCUCUGAAAACAUGACUCAGAAUACAUUGGCUGUCACAGACAUAUGUAUUAUUGUACCCAGUAAAGGAGAAAGCCCACCACACACAUUUUGCAAAGUCGACAAGAAUCUCAAUAACAGUAUGUGGGGAUCUGCAGUGUACUUAUGUUAUAAAAAAUCAGUGGCAAAGACUAACACUAUAUCCUACAAAGCUGGUCUAAUUUGUAGAUAUCCUCAAGAAGAUUAUGAAUCUUUCUCACUCCCAGAAUCUGUUCCCUUAUUUUGUUUACCAAUGGGUGCAACUAUUGAAUGUUGGCCACCCAAUAGCAAAUACCCUCUCCCUGUGUUUUCUACAUUUGUGUUAACUGGAGCCUCAGCUGAAAAGGUCUAUGGUGCUGCUAUUCAGUUUUAUGAACCAUACUCUGAGGAGAAUCUUACAGAAAAACAGAGACUUCUUUUGGGAUUAGCAUCAUCAGCAGAUGGGAAAUCUGAUAGUUCCAAAACAAUUCACACUAAUAAAUGCAUCUGUCUUCUUUCUCACUGGCCUUUUUUUGAUGCAUUCAGGAAGUUUUUGACUUUUCUGUAUCGUUAUUCUAUCUCUGGACCUCACGUCCUUCCAAUUGAGAAGCAUAUUUCUCAUUUUAUGCACAAAGUUCCUUUUCCAUCUCCUCAGAGACCACGGAUUUUAGUCCAGUUAUCACCACAUGAUAAUCUGAUUCUCAGUCAACCUGUUUCUUCACCUCUUCCACUAAGUGGUGGCAAGUUUUCAACACUACUUCAAAAUUUAGGUCCUGAAAAUGCUGUGACACUACUGGUGUUUGCAGUAACAGAACAUAAGAUUCUCAUCCAUUCCUUAAGGCCUUCCGUGCUUACUAGUGUGACAGAAGCAUUAGUGUCUAUGAUUUUCCCUUUCCACUGGCCAUGCCCAUAUGUUCCUCUCUGCCCAUUGGCUUUAGCAGAUGUCUUGAGUGCACCAUGUCCAUUCAUAGUAGGAAUUGAUUCAAGAUAUUUUGAUCUCUAUGAUCCUCCACCAGAUGUUAGUUGUGUUGACCUAGAUACCAACACCAUUUCUCAAACUGGUGACAAGAAAAAUGUAGCCUGGAAGAUACUUCCAAAGAAACCAUGUAAAAAUCUGAUGAACACUCUGAAUAAUUUGCACCAGCAGUUGGCAAAAUUGCAGCAGAGACCAAGAGACGAUGGACUAAUGGACUUAACAAUGAAUGACUAUGAUUUUAAUUCUGGAAAAAGGUUGCAUAUGAUAGAUCUGGAAAUCCAAGAGGCAUUUUUGUAUUUCAUGGCCUCUAUUUUAAAAGGUUAUAGAUCAUACUUAAGACCAAUAACACAGGCCCCGUCUGAGACAGCCACAGAUGCAUCCUCUCUUUUUGCCCUACAAGCUUUCUUAAGAAGCCGGGACCGGUCACAUCAAAAAUUCUAUAGCAUGAUGACCAAAACACAAAUGUUCAUUCGCUUCAUUGAGGAAUGUUCUUUUGUCAGUGAUAAAGAUGCAAGCCUGGCAUUUUUUGAUGAUUGUGUAGAUAAAGUGGAUAUGGACAAGAGUGGUGAAAUGCGACUUAUAGAACUGGAUGAAUCUUUCAAAAGUGAACAUACUGUUUUUGUAACACCACCUGAGAUCCCCCAUCUACCCAAUGGUGAAGAACCCCCUUUACAGUACAGCUAUAAUGGAUUUCCAGUUCUUAGAAACAAUUUAUUUGAGAGACCUGAAGGAUUUCUACAAACACGAAAGAACAAAUUGCCUUCAAAAUCAAGUAGUCCUAGUAGCCCUUCUCCCAUGUUCAGAAGAACAAAACAGGAAAUUAAAUCAGCCCAUAAAAUUGCCAAGAGGUACUCUUCCAUUCCUCAAAUGUGGUCUAGGUGUCUCCUGCGCCAUUGUUACGGACUGUGGUUUAUUUGUCUGCCAGCUUAUGUGAAAGUGUGUCACUCAAAAGUCAGGGCCCUGAAAACAGCUUAUGAUGUCCUUAAAAAAAUGCAGUCAAAAAAGAUGGAUCCACCUGAUGAGGUGUGCUACCGCAUUCUUAUGCAGCUUUGUGGGCAGUAUGAUCAGCCGGUGCUUGCAGUUCGAGUGCUUUUUGAAAUGCAGAAAGCUGGUAUUGACCCCAAUGCCAUCACUUAUGGUUAUUAUAAUAAGGCUGUUUUGGAAAGUACCUGGCCUUCAAGAAGUCGUAGUGGCUAUUUUCUUUGGACAAAAGUAAGGAACGUUGUUUUAGGAGUAGCACAGUUCAAAAGAGCUUUAAAGAAACACACACACUUAUCACAAACAACUCUCUCAGCAGAUGGCAGUGACCUGGAUGCUGUUAGUCAUGGCAGCAUGGAUAGUGGUCAUGGGACACACACUGUGGAGCAGGCACCUUUUAAUACGGGUUUAAUCAAAGUAUAUGCUACUGAUGAUAGAUCUAGUACAGGUGGCCAGUCUGAUCUUGGAUAUAAUUCAUUAUCUAAGGAUGAAGUUAGAAGAGGAGGUAUAUCUACUGAGGAAAUUCAAGAAGAAAAAGAUAAGAAAGGGAGUGAUUCUAGUUCCUUGUCAGAGAGCGAGAGUGCCAAAGGAAGUGCUGAUUGUCUUCCUAAGCUCAAUUAUCAAAGUUCUUCCAGUAUAGUUCGCUCCAGUGGUACAAAUAACAAUGGUGCUGAUAAAAUAUCAGGAGAAAGCACAGAAAGUACAUCUGAGCUGCUGUUGCUAUCAUCUUUUGAAGGUACAAAUGAAACAGGAAACAGUCAAAGUGGGUGCUUCAGGAAAAGACAUAAAAGUGACAAUGAACCUAAUUUGCAGCAGCGACUGUCCUGGGGAAGCAGAAACCGCAAUCUUAGUGGAGGAGUGCUGAUGGGACUCAUGCUCAAUAGAAUCAACCAGGAGGCAAACCCUGGAGAUAUAGUCGAAAAACUAGGAGCUGAUGCAAAAAUUCUUUCAAACGUUAUCUCAAAAAGCACAAGACCAACUAGUCUUGAUAUUGGGAAGCCACCUUUAAGAUCAAAAAGAGACAGUCUAGAAAAGGAAUCUAGUGAUGACGAUACACCUUUCGAUGGUUCUCAUUGUUUGGCAGAUAAAGUGGAUUCUCCUGUUAUUUUUGAUUUGGAAGACUUAGACAGUGAGACAGAUGGAUCAAAAGUGGGAUACCCUGCUUCGCAAAACCCCAAGAGGAUUCAGCGUAUGAGCAGCAGCUUUUCAGUAAAACCUUCUGAAAAAACGGAUGUUGCCACAGGAUUUGAUCCCCUCUCUCUUUUGGUUGCUGAGACUGAACAGCAGCAAAAAGAGGAGGAAGAGGAGGAUGACGAAGAUAGCAGAAGCGUUUCAACACCAUCUGCCAGGCGUGACUUAGCCGAAGAGAUUGUGAUGUAUAUGAAUAACAUGAGCAGUCCUUUGACCAGCCGCACGCCAAGCAUCGAUUUACAACGGGCAUGUGAUGACAAAUCAACCAGUAAGAAAAGUCCAACAUUGGUCAAGGCGUGCAGAAGAUCUAGCUUGCCUCCCCAUUCUCCAAGGCCAAUGAGACUUACCAAAUCUAAAAGUUAUACAAAAACUGAGGAGAGACCACGGGACAGACUCUGGUCUUCUCCAGCCUUCUCACCUUCUUGCCCAUUUAGGGAAGAAUCUCAAGAUGCAUUAACUCAUUCAUCACCUUCAUUUAAUUUAGAUACACUGCUGGUACCUAAACUAGAUGUUCUAAGGAACAGUAUGUUCACUGCUGGGAAAGGAGUUGCAGAGAAAGCCAGCAAAUGGUAUUCAAGAUUCACCAUGUACACCACAUCAUCUAAAGAUCAAAGUUCUGAUCGUACCAGUCUUUCUUCAGUGGGAGCCCAGGAUUCCGAAUCUACCUCUUUAACAGAUGAAGAUGUUUGCCAUGAAUUGGAAGGAGCCACUUCCUCCCAAGAGAGCAGUGCCACUUCAGGGACUAAGGGAAUUGAUUUCAGCAGAACAAGCCUGGAAAGUUCUGCCUCCUUAGAAGGAUCCCUGUCAAAGUUUGCCUUACCUGGGAAAGCAGAAGUGGCAUCUUCCUACAACACAAGUAAUACAAAUAUCUUCCAGAACUAUGCAAUGGAGGUUCUUAUCUCAAGUUGCUCUCGGUGUAGAACAUGUGAUUGUCUUGUCCAUGAUGAGGAAAUCAUGGCUGGCUGGACAGCAGAUGAUUCAAAUCUCAAUACUACAUGCCCAUUUUGUGGCAAUCUUUUCUUGCCCUUUCUGAAUAUUGAAAUAAGAGAUUUAAGACGGCCUGGAAGAUACUUUCUGAAGUCAAGCCCAUCUACAGAAAAUAUGCAUUUUCCAUCCUCUUUUUCAACUCAGACAAGGCAGUCUUGUAUCUCAACAUCAGCAUCUGGUCUUGACACAUCUGUUAUUUCUGUUCAAGGGAAUUUUGAUCUCAAUAGCAAAUCUAAACUGCUGGAAAAUACGUGUGCCCGAAGCAUUCAGAUCCCUGCUGAUAGAUCAAAAACAGCUGUGUCAAAAUGUCCAAUAUUUCCAAUGGCCAGGAGUGUUAGUACUUACGGCCCCUUGGAUAAGGAAGACACUAGAGGCCAGAAGCUCAUUCCUACAGGCAGCCUGCCAACUACUUUACAAGGAGCUACUGAUUCUUUAGGAUUAGAGUGGCACCUCCCCAGUCCAGAUCCUAUCACUGUUCCAUAUCUUAGUCCUUUAGUGGUGUGGAAGGAGCUUGAAAGCUUACUGGAAAAUGAAGGCGACCAUGCAAUAACAGUGGCAGACUUUGUGGACCACCAUCCAAUUGUGUUUUGGAACCUGGUGUGGUAUUUUAGACGUCUUGACUUACCCAGUAACUUACCCGGACUGAUUCUUUCUUCCGAGCAUUGUAACAAGUAUUCAAAGAUUCCUCGCCACUGUAUGUCUGAGGAUAGUAAAUAUGUUUUAAUACAAAUGUUAUGGGACAAUAUGAAAUUACAUCAAGAUCCGGGACAACCCUUGUACAUCCUCUGGAAUGCCCACAGUCAAAAUCGUACACUUUUGUUUGAGACCCAAAAGUAUCCAAUGGUCCAUUUAUUGCAAAAAGGUGAUAAUUCAUUUAACCAGGAACUAUUGAAAAAUAUGGUAAAGAGCAUUAAAAUGAAUGAUGUUUAUGGACCAAUGAGUCAAAUUUUAGAGACAUUGAAUAAAUGUCCUCAUUUUAAAAGACAGAGGAGUUUGUAUAGAGAAAUAUUAUUUCUCUCGCUUGUAGCCCUGGGAAGAGAAAACAUUGAUAUAGAUGCAUUUGAUAAAGAAUACAAGAUGGCAUACGAUCGCCUCACACCUAGUCAAGUCAAGAGUACACACAACUGUGACAGACCGCCAAGUACAGGGGUGAUGGAAUGUCGAAAAACCUUUGGAGAACCUUAUCUUUAAGACAUGCACGUGUGUGUAUACUUUCAAUAUGUAUUGUAUAGUCCAUGUAUAAAAUAACAUUCGAAGACUCUAAACUCUUUUUCUUCAAUUUUUGAAAAUGCAUUUGUAAAUGGUUCAGAAAGUCCAGAUAGCUUAUGUACAGAAUGUUUUCAAAAGAGAAGAGUGACAAGUGAGGAGAAAGCCAUUUUGUUUCCCAUUUCUUUUUUUUUUUCUUUACUUCUCCUGUAAUAAGUAAUUAAGUAUUUUGUGAUGAGGAAAUCCCUAAACAAAAUUACUUCUCAAAAUAAGACAGCCGUUUCAUGGUUUCUCUUGGAAGACACGUUGAAAAAUCAUGUAUGGAACUUAAACAAAUGUAAGAUCAAAGUAUUUCCUGUUUUCAUAAACUAUUCAAAUGUUUUGACCAUGAAGUUGUAUUAUACAUAUUUUAAAUUCUUUAUAGUAAGUUGAUAUUUUUUUAAUUUUUAAACUUAAUAUAGCAAACAAAAUGAACUUAAACUUAUGAAGCAAGCAAUUAAGUGCUUAUUUUCCUUGUCUGCUGCUAUUUGACAUAAUUAGUACAGCUGCGGCUCUCUAUAUGUAUCUCUAUCUAUCUAUCUGUAUUUUUUAUUACCUGGAGGAAUGAUUCAGAAAUGUCAGUGUUAUGCUAGGAUUGCAUGUUAGUACAGCUAAGCCUGACCGCAGUAAGUAAAUGAAAGUGAAGGUGUGCACUGCCCAGACUGACUUAUUGAGCCUUGUGGAAGGAGAGCCGGAGAGGUUCCAAGUCUGCUUCUGCCAAAUCAGGUUCAAUAUACCAUGAUUUGAAAAUUUUCUCUAUCACUAACAGAUGCAUACAGUACACAGGGAGCGCUUACAAACCAAAUAUCAAUUUAAAUUUUAAUAUGCUACAUGAACACUUAUGCUGGGAAAUAUGUCAGACAACUUAUUCUAAAUUUUACCCUUAUUUUAAUAUCUAAAAUAUUGGGGAUGAUGUAGAUUGUGUCAUAUUUAUCUGGAAUAUGACCUACUGGAGUAUUCUGUUAAUAUUAUAAAUAUAUAUACAUAUAUAUAAAAAUAUUCAAAAUAUUUUUUCAAAAGUAGAAAAAUAAUAACUCUCAAAGUACAGCCAGAUAGAAUUUCCCAUAUUGAGGAACUUGGCUUUUUCAAUAAGCCUUCAGAAUCUGAAGUCUAUGGAAUCUAAAAUCCAGAAAUAUCCAGAAAUCAGACAAUAAAUAGAAUGUUUUAGCACCAAUGGUAUUAAAGAGACUCUAAAAAAAUAUUUUUAGUUCCAUUAUUGCAAAAAUCACUUUCUUUGGGUAAUUUCUGAUAAAAAGUAUUCUUUGACUAUUAGAAUUAUGUAUAGAUUAUCAGUAUGUGUAUGUGCAUGGUUGCACACAUUGUCACAAAUGAAGGAAUUCUCUAGACACUUUCAAAGAAGAAAAAAUGGAUGGUUCCAAAUUUGGUCUGGAAAGCCAGUAGAGUCCAGCACACUUGUACUGGGAAUAUCUGAGACUUCGAAUCAAUUUAGCUGCAGAAAAACUACCUUUUGCAUUCACACCAUUAGUGAAUAGCAUCAAGCUGACACAUUUCACAGCUUUCGACUGGAGAAGUAAUAGAGUUUACAAAUGUGAAAUUUUGAUUCGGAUUAGUUUGAUGCUGAACUUGCUUACUUGAAAAAUCUGGUGCUAUGCACAUAUAUAUGCCUUUCCUUUGUAAAUACAACUCCAGUCUUCUACUUUACUAUUCAUAUCCAGGUUUCACAUUCUGCCGGAGUCUUCUGUUCCCUAAAUGACUUGAAAAUUGUCAAACGAGAGAAAUGUUUAGUAAGUGAGGCUUUGGGCAUUGGCAACAAACAUCCCUCAAAUAGGGUUCUGGGGUUCUAUUCUGGUUUUUUGAUGCAUGUUUUACUUUCCCUUAUAAGAACAGCUUUUACUGUUCGUGGAAGUUGUUUAACUUUUCUUUAACACAAACUAUAUGUAAAAAUUAUAGUUGAUGGAUUUCAAAUCUCUGACGCAAAAAAAGUGAGGUAAAGCCCAUCCUUUCUGGUUCAAACUCAGAUGGAAAAGUGAGUAUAAUUUUUACCUACCCCCCUGCCCUGCCCCCCCCCACAAAGUUUUGGUUUUGCUUUUGGUUGGGUUUUAUUUCUACUUUUAAUCCCCAGGAAAUAUUAUUUGUAGAAAUUUAGUCUUUAAAAAUAAAACCUAAAACAUGAAUAGAAAGUGGUAAACCCUGCUCGAAAGAAAAUUAAAAUCUAGAUCAUCCUUUAAAAUAACUCUAUAUAAACUUUUCUUCCAUUUUGUCUCUGUUGAGGAUACAUUUUGAAGAAUCAUGGCCAAUUGUGUUGGAGAGAAAUACAUUUUUGCUACAUUACCUGUCUCUUGUUUUCUUACUCUUAGUUUUGUUUAUAUGUUUAAUAGUGGAAAAUAAACCAUGCUGUGUCCUGGUAUAACUUGUUUACUACUUCCUCCCAUGGUGUUUUGAAUGUCAUACAUUUGUAUUUUGUAUCUAAUUUUGAUAUUCAACUUUUUCUUCCUACUGCCAGGUAAGGAAUUAUACAGCCUGCUCAUA
This is a messenger RNA of Lutra lutra (Eurasian river otter), 8683 nucleotides long. It is a transcript of the gene DENND4A, whose product is annotated as DENN domain containing 4A. Gene Ontology annotation, biological process: regulation of Rab protein signal transduction. The coding region runs from base 383 to 6139 and encodes 1918 amino acids. The transcript is spliced from 34 exons. Gene Ontology annotation, molecular function: protein binding. Gene Ontology annotation, cellular component: cytoplasmic vesicle. The record is from RefSeq and is a predicted model, not a curated record. NCBI's taxonomy places the organism in Eukaryota, Metazoa, Chordata, Mammalia, Carnivora, Mustelidae.